This is a messenger RNA of Torulaspora globosa, 3024 nucleotides long. It is a transcript of the gene RAD2, whose product is annotated as ssDNA endodeoxyribonuclease RAD2. Gene Ontology annotation, cellular component: nucleus. Lineage: Eukaryota; Fungi; Ascomycota; Saccharomycetes; Saccharomycetales; Saccharomycetaceae. Bases 1 to 3024 code for a protein of 1007 amino acids. The transcript has a single exon. Gene Ontology annotation, biological process: nucleotide-excision repair. The record is from RefSeq and is a predicted model, not a curated record. Gene Ontology annotation, molecular function: DNA endonuclease activity; single-stranded DNA binding.
AUGGGUGUUCACUCUCUGUGGGAUAUUGUUGGACCAACAGCAAAGCCAGUCCGGCUUGAGUCCCUCCAGGAUAGGCGUAUGGCAGUGGAUGCUUCAAUAUGGAUUUACCAAUUUCUUAAAGCUGUCAGAGACCAAGAGGGUAAUGCUUUGAAACACUCACACAUUGUCGGUUUCUUCAGGCGUAUAUGUAAAUUAUUGUACUUUGGGAUUAAGCCGGUGUUCAUAUUCGAUGGAGGGGUCCCAACCUUAAAGAGAAGAACUAUUCAACAAAGAAAGGAAAGAAGACAAGGAAAACGAGACAAUGCUGAAAUUACGGCAAGGAAGUUAUUGGCCAUACAGCUGCAAAAGAAAGAAGGCCUUGUAGCUGAGAAAUCGGGUACUGCUGAAGCGAAUAGGGAAACUACCAGUCAAGAGCUGUUCAAACCUCAGGAUGAGUGGCACUUACCUGUGAUACCGGGAUUUCAGUAUGACGAAGACGAUCAAAGAGUGGUUUCUGCUGAGACUUUUGAGAAAAUGGUGCAUUCUAUGGAUGAAGAAUUGGAUAACAUUGAUCUAGACUCUAUAAAUCCUGCUUCGGCAGAGUUCGAUGAACUGCCGAAGUCCACUCAGUAUCUCAUUCUUUCUACGUUAAGGCUCAAAUCAAGGCUAAGAAUGGGCUACACCAAGGAACAAUUGGAAAAACUAUUUCCCAACAGUAUGGACUUCUCGAAAUUUCAAAUCGACAUGGUAAAAAGAAGAAAUUUCUUCACACAGAAACUCAUGGGAGUUACUGGCAUGCAUGAUGGGGGAUCCUCGAAAUUAACCGAAGAAGUGGCCAAAAGAGUGUCCGGUCAGCUUAACAAGGAAUAUAAGCUGACGAAAAGCGAUAGCGGCUGGACACUCGGAUUAGGAGACUUCGAUGGAUCGGAAACGCAGAAAGCUAUUGUUUUGGAUGACAAAGAAGUUGAAGCCUUCAACUACAUUCGAAGCCAUGGUAAUGUUGAUAAUACUGCACAGUCACCGAAGACGGAUAACAAGAAAGGCGAAGGUGAGACGGAUGAGGAAGAUGGCGAAGAUCUUGAGUGGGAGGAUGUCGAUGUCCAACCGCAAAAUGUCCAGGAGCGAGAAGAUUAUUCCAUAAAAGCGGCAAGAUUGCCGAACCUGGAAAGAGAACCGAGUUCAGCUGGGAGCCAAUCUUUUCUAGAUAAACGGUACGAUUACGUUUCACCUAUGAAAAGACCUUACACUAAGGUAGUACGACAUGUUGAGGAUGACAUAGAAGAAGGAGAAGACGAGCAGGAGGAUGAAUAUAAAAGACAACUUGACGAGAUUGAGCUCAUAGAAGCUACCCAGCGAUCGAAAAAUGCGCUGAAACAGUUAACAGAGCAGCAACAACAAGGAUCCAAAAGACAACGAGCUGAUAUAGAUAGCUCAUUGAGCGGCUUCAAACAGCCUAAACUCAAGACGCCAGAUCAGGAAAAAAGAGAUGAGAAUGGAUCUGGAGACAGAACACCUACAUUUGCAUUCACCUCUGAGCAGACGUUGAAUGACCAGGCGGCAUCUACAGACAGCAAUGACUCUUCUAAAGAUAUUGUGAGCUCUGCGGCCACUGGUUUUCCUCUGUCAGAGAACCAACAGAACCUGAAUCACAUCAUCAGUAAGAUUCCUGACUUUAAUUUUGGCUCGGAGGACUCAUUUUUGUUUCAGGGCACUUCAAAGAAUGAUAUAAGAAAUGCUAAAGAGGAUGAGCAGGCUAAAGAAAAGAAGCCCAUCCAAAAACCUCCUGCGUGGUUUGAAAACAACCAAGCGCCAUCAAACCCCUUUUCCGCCUCUCAUUUUGUACAAGAUAGAGCCUAUUCGACGUCUCAUGAUCCCCAGACGAAUGGACCCUUCAAGCUAGUGUCGGGAGCAGACGUUUUGGACCUAGUACAAGGGGCAGAGAAUCACGAUGACGAUGUAGAGGAGCUGAUCGAUGUGGGAGCAAAUGUAGAUGUUGAAGAAGACCAUAAUCUGGCCGCGGUUGAACCGGGGCAACCAAAGAAUGCCAGAAAAGAAGAGAGACAGGCUCUAGCCUUCGAUUAUGAUUUUUCCGAAGAGGAAGAGGAUAGCCUAACGGAGAACAUGAAGAAAGAAGCAGAAGAAUUCGCUAUGUUCCAAAGUUCUCUGAGCAACAAGGUGGUUGACAAAGCCUUUAUAGAAGACGAACUUUUUGAGCAGCAGAUGAAGGACAAAAGGGAUUCCGACGAGGUUACCGGCGACAUGAUCUUGGAAAUACAGGAUUUACUUUCUAGAUUUGGCAUACCUUUUCUCACAGCACCUAUGGAAGCAGAAGCACAAUGUGCGGAGCUUCUGAAGCUAAAGCUGGUUGACGGCAUAAUAACAGAUGAUAGUGAUGUUUUUCUCUUUGGGGGCACAAAGAUCUAUAAGAAUAUGUUCCAAGAGAAAAAUUACGUGGAGUUCUAUGAUGAACAAAGCAUUAUGCAAAACCUUGGUCUCGACCGCGAAAGAAUGAUUGAGCUGGCUCAAUUACUAGGUAGCGACUACACAAAUGGAAUCAAAGGCAUGGGACCCGUAUCCAGUAUGGAAGUUCUGGCAGAAUUCGGAACCCUCAUAAAGUUCCGAGAUUGGUACAAUCAAGGGCAAUUCGAUAAAGAGAAGCAAAAAACAGAGAAUAGCUUUGAAAAGAACCUUAGAAAGAAACUUAUUAAAAAUGAAGUCGUUCUGACGGCAGAAUUUCCCAGCGACCUUGUGCGUGAGGCCUAUCUUCGGCCGGAGGUGGAUCACGAUACGACCGCAUUUUCCUGGGGUACACCAGAUCUCGAUAUGCUUCGCGACUUUAUGAAAGUUCGUAUAGGCUGGCCGCAGGAAAAAGCGGAUGAGAUACUCGUUCCUUUGAUCAGGGAUAUCAACAAGCGUAAGAAGCAGGCAAGGCAGAUGAAAUUGAACGAAUUUUUCCCUUCGACCUACAUGGAGGACAAGAAGCUCCACCUCGGAAAGAGGAUAACAUCUGCGACGGCAAAAUUAAAGCAAAGGAAGAUCAAAUGA